AUGUUCUCCGUGCAGGAGGCGCUGCCCCGGGGGGGGCUGCCCAUGAAGGAAGAGCCGCUGACCGCCGGGCUGCCCUCCGUCCGCUGGCUGCAGGGCACCGGCAUCCUGGACGCCAGCACGGCGGCACAGAGCGGGGUGGGCCUGGCCCGAGCCCACUUUGAGAAGCAGCCCCCCUCCAACCUGCGGAAAUCCAAUUUCUUCCACUUCGUCCUGGCCAUGUACGACCGGCAGGGCCAGCCUGUGGAGAUCGAGCGCACCUCCUUCAUCGACUUCGUGGAGAAGGAGCGGGAGCAGAACGGCGAGAAAACAAACAAUGGGAUCCACUACCGGCUCCAGCUGCUGUACAGCAACGGGCUCCGGACUGAGCAGGACCUCUACGUCCGCCUCAUCGACUCCAUGUCCAAGCAGGCCAUCAUCUACGAAGGGCAGGACAAGAACCCAGAGAUGUGCCGGGUCCUCCUCACCCACGAGAUCAUGUGCAGCCGCUGCUGCGACAAGAAGAGCUGCGGGAACCGCAACGAGACCCCCUCCGACCCCGUCAUCAUCGACAGGUUUUUCCUCAAGUUUUUCCUCAAAUGCAACCAAAACUGCCUGAAGAAUGCGGGGAACCCCCGGGAUAUGCGGCGCUUCCAGGUGGUCGUGUCAACGACGGUGAACGUGGACGGCCACGUCCUGGCUGUGUCUGACAACAUGUUUGUCCACAACAACUCCAAGCACGGGCGGCGGGCACGGCGCCUUGACCCCUCCGAAGCAGCCACCCCCUGCAUCAAAGCCAUCAGCCCCAGCGAGGGCUGGACCACCGGAGGUGCCACCGUCAUCGUCAUCGGCGACAACUUCUUCGAUGGGCUGCAGGUCGUCUUCGGCACCAUGCUGGUGUGGAGUGAGCUCAUCACACCUCACGCCAUCCGGGUGCAGACCCCUCCGCGGCACAUCCCCGGCGUGGUGGAGGUGACGCUCUCCUACAAGUCCAAGCAGUUCUGCAAGGGUGCCCCCGGACGCUUCGUCUACACCGCGCUGAACGAGCCCACCAUCGACUAUGGGUUCCAGCGGCUGCAGAAGGUCAUCCCCCGGCACCCCGGGGACCCCGAGCGCCUGCCCAAGGAGGUCCUGCUGAAGCGGGCAGCCGACCUGGUGGAGGCUCUCUACGGGAUGCCGCACAGCAACCAGGACAUCAUCCUGAAGCGAGCGGCAGACAUUGCUGAGGCUCUCUACAGCGUCCCCCGCAACCCCAGCCAGCUCUCCUCGCUGGCCAGCACCCAUGGCCCCGCCGGCAUGAUGGGGGUGAACUCCUUCGGCAGCCAGCUGGCCGUCAACAUCGGCGACUCGCCACAGGGCACCGAGCAAGGCUACUCCCGAAACACGGGCAGCGUCUCACCGCGGGGCUAUGUGCCCAGCUCCACGCCGCAGCAGAGCAGCUACAGCAGCACCGCCGGCAUCAACGGCUAUGGCAGCGGCACCAUGGCCGGCCUGGGGGUGCCCGGCUCCCCCAGCUUCCUCAACGGCUCCACCGCCAACUCCCCCUAUGCCAUCAUGCCCGCCAGCCCCCCGCUCGGCGCCUCCUCCAUCACCCUCCCGUCGGGCACCAACGCCUCCACCCCCACUGGGGUCUUCUCCUUCUCCCCCGUCAACAUGAUCUCGGCGGUGAAGCAGAAAAGCGCCUUCGCCCCCGUGGUGCGGCCGCAGACCUCCCCGCCGCCCGCCUGUGCCAGCACCAGUGGCAGCAGCCUGCAAGACCCGGCUUUCGAGGACUCGGACAAGUUCCACACGCCUGCGCGGCCGCUCCAGGGACUGGCCUAUUCCUAA
This is a messenger RNA of Haliaeetus leucocephalus (bald eagle), 1803 nucleotides long. RefSeq names its product transcription factor COE1-like. The transcript has 16 exons. Gene Ontology annotation, biological process: regulation of transcription by RNA polymerase II. Gene Ontology annotation, molecular function: RNA polymerase II cis-regulatory region sequence-specific DNA binding; DNA-binding transcription factor activity, RNA polymerase II-specific. Lineage: Eukaryota; Metazoa; Chordata; Aves; Accipitriformes; Accipitridae. The record is from RefSeq and is a predicted model, not a curated record. The coding region runs from base 1 to 1803 and encodes 600 amino acids.